CACUACUUUCUUAUCCAUCUGUCAACUUUUUCUUAACCUAGCAUUUAUGAAUACGAAAGUUUUUGAAGUUAUUAUAUUAUAGUUAUGAACAACAGAAAGUUUAUGUACUGUUUUUACGUUGAUUAAACUCUAAUCAAUGAUUAAACUAUUUUUAGUGAAAUUCGCGUUUGAAAUACAACUUUUUGUGUUAUUUUAAGAGCCCCAAGAGUUCUGAUAUUGUGAGGUCCCUACGUAAAGGUAAAGUUUUAGGUAAAGUGACAUAGUUCAUUGUAUUUAUAAAAGAGCUUUGUUGUGCUAAAAUAUAAAUUAUGGAAUCUGAUGAAGAGGCAAGAGUUCCCAAAUAUGGAUUCAAAGUAUCAUUGGAUUAUCAAUUUCCUGAAAAUUGGACACCCCGUAUUCCACUAAAAAUUAAGCAGUUAAUACAGUUACUGCCUUUAAUGCUAAGGUACCUUUGGUACUAUAUCAUCGCUUGGUGGCACAAAAGGAAACCCACCAUGGAUUACAUCAAACCUGUUCAGGCCCUACGUAUUUAUGGUGUACCACUGGGUGGAAUAGGGUCUGGUACAAUUGGUCGAGGGUUCAAAGGAGAGUUCUGUCGUUAUACAUUACGUCCCGGUAAUACCGAAUAUCAUGUAGUAGAGGCAAAUCAAUUUAUUGUAACCAUAAAAAAUGAAAAGAAGGAAACCAUUUUACAAAGUCUUCUUUCAACAUACAAAAGAAAAACCCUUAAAGCAUGGAAGAAUGUUAUUAAAGGAUCACAAUGUAAAUACACUGGAUUGUACCCUAGAGCAUGGACAGAAUAUGAUCUUUCUGAAUAUGGAAUUAUUCUUAUAUGUCGACAAAUAAGUCCAGUAAUUCCACAUAAUUAUACAGAUAGUUCACUGCCUUGUGGUAUUUUUGUGUGGGAAGUUAAAAAUUUUUCAAAUGAAGAAAGAACCAUUACAAUAGCUUUAACUAUAAAAAACGGUACUGGAGAUAAGCAUUCUGACAAGGCUUAUGCGUGUAGAGCGAAGGGAUUUUCCUACCUGGACAAGGAGGGUAUUGUAAUUCACCAUCAAAUUGAUAAAAUGAACUGUUCCUAUACAUUAGCUACUAAAGCAGAUACCAACAGGGCGAUUAGUAAAUGCAUGUAUUUUGACCCUAACUCUGAUGGAUCAAAAGUAUGGAAGCAACUCCAUGAUAAUGGACGAUUUGAUAAUGUUGUAGAGAAAUCAGCUGAAAGUUACAAAGAAAUGGGUUGCGCAAUUGCUAGUCAAGUUUUAUUAUUUCCAUCUCAACAACAGAAUAUAGAAUUUUGCUUAGUAUGGGAUAUGCCAAACAUUAAUUUCCAUUUAAAUGAAAAAAAAUACUUUAGGUACUAUACUAAAAUAUUUGGGCGAGAAAAUACUUCAUUAAAGAUAAUGGAUUAUGCAUUCAACAAUUACAGAAACUGGGAAAAAGAAAUUUAUAAGUGGCAAGAAUCUGUUUUAAAUGAUGAUGCACUACCCGAUUGGUAUAAAGGUGUAUUAUUUAAUCAGACAUAUUUUAUAUCCGACGGAGGGACGGUAUGGCUUGACAUUGAUGAAGAAAAAAGUAAAACAAUGCCUGCCAGUGAUCCCAGGCAGAAAUAUGGUCAGUUUGCGAUUUUAGAAGGGGCUGAAUACAGAAUGUAUAAUACUUAUGACGUUCAUUUUUACGCUUCAUUUGCUUUUGCAAUGAACUGGCCUCAACUUCAGCGUGUUUUCCAAUACGAAAUAAGGGAUACUAUUUUCAUGGAAAUGAAUAAUAUGGCAUGGAUAUUGUAUGAUGGAAAACGAGCAGAACGUAAAAUUAAAAACACGGUACCUCACGAUAUUGGCGAUCCAUGGGAAGAACCGUUUAUUCGAAUAAACGCUUACAACAUACACGACGUGAGCGAAUGGAGAGACCUCGGUGUAAAAUUCGUUUUAGAGGUCUUUCGAGAUUAUACAUUAUGGAAAAAGAAAGCUCAUUUGGAUACAAGAAAAUAUUUAGAGGAUAUGUACGGUGCAUUGAAAAUAAUAAUGCAGAAAUUCGAAAAAUUCGAUGAAGAUGGUGAUGGUCUAAUAGAAAACUCCGGAACUCCUGACCAAACAUUCGACUCUUGGAUAAUGACUGGUGCAAGUGCCUAUUGCGGUGGAUUAUGGUUAGCUGCGCUGCGUGCAAUGAUAGAAAUAUGCAACGAAUUGGGAAAAGAACAAGCUAAAGAAAAAUAUCAAAACAUUUUGAAAAAGGGUACUGCUUCGUUUGAUAAAAAAUUAUGGAACGGAUCCUUUUACAGUUUUGACGCAGAAAACCCUAAAAUUAUAAUGGCUGACCAGCUUUGUGCUCACUGGUAUUUGAAAGUGAGUGGUAUUGAUGACUAUUCGGUAUUCCCCAAAGACAAAGUAAGAAGUGCAUUUGACGUAAUAUUUAAGCAUAAUGUAAAGCAAUUUUAUAACGGAAAAUUGGGGGCGGUAAACGGUUAUAUUGUUGACGGCGGAGUUGACGAAGGUACAAUUCAAAGUGAAGAGUCCUGGACGGGGGUUACAUAUGGACUUGCAGCUGGCAUGUUGGCAGAAGAAAUGUUAGAAGAGGCUUGGCAGACGGCAGGAGGUAUGAGUGAAACACUUGAAUACCAAAUAGGACUGGCUUUUGAAACACCAGAAGCUCUCUUUGCAGUUAAAGUGUAUCGGUCUGUUUCGUAUAUGCGACCUUUAAGUAUUUGGGCAAUGCAAUUGGCAUGGGAAAAUCGAAAAAAUUAUAAUGUGAAAGUAGCAUAAUUAACGUAGUACCCAUUGAGUAUUUGUAAUUUGCUAAUAAUCUAAAAUUAUACUAGAAAGAAAUAUCAAUAACCAUUUUUAGUAAUUUAUAUCUAAUACUUAUUUGUAUACCUACUGAAAAUUGCGAUCUUUUAAACUUAUAAUUGGGGAAUAAGUAUUUACUUAAUAUUUGUUUAGAAUUACGAUAAUACAUGCUUUGUAUAUGCUAAUGUAGCAUUAUGUAAUACUGAAACUUGUUUGUGUGCUGAGCAGGUUCUUGGCUUUUUUUUAUAAAUAUAA
Messenger RNA from Agrilus planipennis (emerald ash borer), 3038 nucleotides. Its product is annotated as non-lysosomal glucosylceramidase. The coding region runs from base 309 to 2759 and encodes 816 amino acids. The transcript is spliced from 13 exons. Gene Ontology annotation, molecular function: glucosylceramidase activity; beta-glucosidase activity. Gene Ontology annotation, cellular component: membrane. NCBI's taxonomy places the organism in Eukaryota, Metazoa, Arthropoda, Insecta, Coleoptera, Buprestidae. Gene Ontology annotation, biological process: carbohydrate metabolic process; glucosylceramide catabolic process. The record is from RefSeq and is a predicted model, not a curated record.